CAACUACUAACUAGAACAACUCCCAGUCGCACGCUCACCCUCAAGGGUAUCGGUUCUUUUCGACCAGUGUCUAGUGUGGUUACCACAUAAGCCUUUAGUGAAGAGCGAGUGGUUUUUCUCGACCCGCGAGUGCGCCAAUGAGUUAACUGCUUUCGUCCGUGAUUUUAUCCCCCGUUGAAGGAAAGCAAAGGACGAGGGCUAUCGUUUGUGGCGGAGUGCGAGAUGGCAUCCAAGAUAACGACGCAGCCGAAGAGGCCGGUGAGGCAGUUGUCCAUCCACGAGAAGCUGGAGGCGAUCCACCGGGUGCACGAGGGGGAGUCGAAGGCGUCCGUCGCCAGGAUAAUCGGUGUCCCGGAAUCGACGUUACGGGGCUGGUGCAAGAACGAAGACAAACUUCACGCGAUGGCGAGCAAGACUUCGCCGUCUCCCGAGCCACUUGCCCUGUCGGACGGCGGCCCCUCGGAGGCGAAGAAGCCCCGUCUCGACGUCGUCGCGGAGGCUAACAAGAAAUCCGAACUGGACGAAUCCCUACUCUUCUGGCUGAGGAACCAACAGGCCCAGCAGCUCCAGAACAUGGACAUCAUGAAGUACACGCCGGACGGGACGAGCAGCUGGUUCUGGAGGUGGUACAAACACUACGGCUUCCAGAGUCCGGGCUUGGAACCGUUGCCCCUGGUCAAGACCAAGUCCACGCUCGACACGGUCCUCCUCAACCUCAACAACAACAACAACCACCAAGACGAAGCGAAAGAGAACAAAGGGAGCGAGAGCGGGGGGCAGCCGAGCGACGGCGAAGACGAUCCCCCGGAAACGGCAGCGGAAGCGGUUAAACACGGGGAAAGGUUCCUCAGAUGGCUCGAAUGUUGUUCCGACCCGUCCGUCACCGCCGUCCAGCUCCUCCAAUUCAGGUACUUACUCAACAACGUUAAAUCCUGCGCGGAGCGGCGUGCUAAUAAACUUCUUAAAGCCCCUCCCAGGGCAAAGAGGAAGUAAACAAAACACCUACUCAACUUCCACCUCCUAAACGAAAUUACCGAUGCAUACACUGUGUCACGUCAACAGAAUCGAAGACGUCAUACUUGUUGAAAACGUGCGUUUUAAAAACAAAACAAAAAUUUUUUUCCCCCAUUUAUUAUUUUUGUUCCGACUAAUUUGAAAAGUUUUUAACACCACGUGUUGUACAGUGUAUACAUUUUGAAUUUUUAAGCUCAGGGUUUUUCGAAAUACCACGACAAGUGUCCUAUAUUUUGAUUUGAUAUAAUUGAUAAAACUGUUCCUCAUGAAUUUGUAUUACCAAAAAUUUUACUUUUACUUUUGUUUUAAAUUUACGUUAAUUUAAAUUUAAUUUGCGUAAUUUUAAGACUCCUAGAUGAGGGUUUACAGAACAUUUGUUUUGUUAUGCUUUGUACAUGUGACUCGAUGAUUCCUUAAUAAACGUCUAGGUCUUUUAAAUAUUUUAUUGUACGUAGUAUUAAGAUAUGAAGAUCAAAUUCUCGGAACAGAACUUAAAGUCGUUCUGUAAUUUAUAUCUUUUGAAUGUGAUAAAAUAUAGGUAAAUAUAAAUGUAAAUAUGGUUAGUUUGUGUUUAUUUAGUUUUUUUUAUAUAUAAUAAUAUAUUAUUGAACCGUAUUAUUUUGUUUAAUAAAUACACAUUUAACGUGUGGACGUAUGGUGCCAUUCUUUUAUAUGAACUGAAAUUGUGGUACAUGUCUAGAAUUUAGAACCACUUUUAGUCUUGCCCAGUCCACACGAAUUUGAAAAAAAAAGAAGUGAUUUAAAGAAAAGAAAAUUAAUUUGCACAUUUGAAUAAUGUCGAGACGCAUUCAUAUUUUUUUUUCUCCUAGUUUUGUUGAUAGUUUGAUUUAUUGACUUGCCAGAAGCUUGAUUACCUUAAAGUGAAAACAUUUCUGUUACGUACCUUUUGACUUAUUUUUUGUGAUAAGUAAGAUGAAUAUUUUUUUUAGUUGAUUUUCAUUUGUUUUAGUCGUGUCAUAAAUUGACUGCCAAUCCAUAGAUCAUGUUUAAGUAGAGUUUAGUAUUGUGUAUAUAAUUCUAUACGUGUGUGUGUACAUAAAUAUAUACACAAGCUAUAAUAUAAAAAGUUUCUAGUUUUAAUAUAUAUAAAUAUAUAUAUAUAAAAUUUUUAUACAUACAUAUAUAGUUUUUUCAGAACCGUUGAAAUAUUUUCAUAGCUUUAGUUGGUUUAGUCAGUCGGUGCAUAUCCUUGGAUGUGUUGUAAAUAUAAGGUCGGUCGAAACUUCAACGGAUUGUUAAGGUUUCGACAGCCUGCGUCGCAUAUGUAAUAUAAAUAUAUAUUUUAAUAAAUAUUGCUCUAUUCAAUAUCGCUUACCAAAGAAAAUGGGAGUAGGCCUUGGUUUGUACUUUACUGUGCUCUGUUGAAAAAUUGUAAUUUUGUACGCCUUCGACGAUCCUCCAGAUCGCAGAACGCAACAAAAUAUUUAUCGAGACCAGCUUCUUUAAUUUUACAAACUGAACGUUAAAUCGACGAUUGUCGGGAAUAAAACUCAACAUUAGUUUUUAAAAUAGUUUCGUAAAUAAAUAUUUCUCUCUUUGUGCUGUCGUAAUUUGAUGUCGAGCACUACAAAUUCCGUUCUUUAAAAAUUUAUUCAAUUUUUCUAGAGAUUUUUGAAAAUUGGGAUUCACCAUAUCUCACUAUUUGUAAAAUAGCCUUUCUUACAUUUGUUGUAAAAUCGUUGAAGGUAUGUAACUAUUAUUAGUGAGAAAAAAAAUAUAUAAAACGGUAAAAAAAAAGAAAAACUUAAAAACCAGUGUAAAAUGCCCUCUGACAAUACAAUUGAGCGAGUCCUAGCAAGUCCACAAUGAUUCUAUUUUUGUAUGAAUGUUAUGUAGUUUUGUGUAAAAAAAAAAAGGAAAGGCCUUUUGUAUUUUUCCUAUAUGUAGAUUUAAGAUGCUGAGACCAUUUGUAUGUUACUUUGUUAUAAAACCUAUUACACCUUAAAGAAAGAAAAAAUCUGAAAAAAUGUAUUUCAUUACUUUAUUAUUAAAAUUGACAUUCAAAUUUG
Cimex lectularius (bed bug) is the source of this 3044-nucleotide messenger RNA. RefSeq names its product protein distal antenna-like. The transcript has a single exon. The record is from RefSeq and is a predicted model, not a curated record. Lineage: Eukaryota; Metazoa; Arthropoda; Insecta; Hemiptera; Cimicidae. Gene Ontology annotation, molecular function: DNA binding. The coding region runs from base 223 to 993 and encodes 256 amino acids.